CUGUUGGGAAACCUCUUCUCUGUGACACAGAAUGUUCUGGGUGGGAGCCGCCCUUCUUCAUCUUACAGGACCAAGUGCCUCCUGUCUGAAAGAGCCAUCCAAAAUUCUGGACAGUACCCGUGAUGCCGCCCAUUUGGACACCUAUUCCCCCCAACCUACACCAGCCGGUGUACUCCUGCAACGCUCUGGCGUCCAGGCCACGCCCCCGGGCGACAUUGGCUUUCCGAUUGGACAAUUUAAUGGAGGUGUGGCCGGAAGAGGCGAGUCUCAUUGGCAGAGGCGUGACCGACGGUGUGUGCGGAACAUGGCGGAGCGCGGGAGGAAGCGGCCGUGCGGCCCGGGUGAACACGGCCAAAGGAUUGAGUGGCGAAAAUGGAAGCAACAGAAGAAAGAGGAGAAAAAGAAAUGGAAGGAUCUCAAGCUGAUGAAAAUGGAGCGGCAGCGGGCACAGGAGGAACAGGCAAAGCGCCAGGAAGACGAGGAGGCAGCAGCAGAGAAGGAGGACCGCGGGCGGCCCUACACACUGAGUGUAGCCCUGCCGGGCUCCAUCCUGGACAAUGCUCAGUCGCCGGAGCUUCGGACCUACUUGGCCGGUCAGAUUGCCAGAGCCUGUGCCAUCUUCUGUGUGGAUGAGAUCGUGGUGUUUGAUGAGGAGGGCCAGGAUGCCAAGACCGUGGAGGGGGAAUUCACAGGAGUUGGGAAGAAGGGGCAGGCGUGCGUACAGCUGGCCCGGAUCCUGCAGUACCUGGAGUGUCCGCAGUACCUGAGGAAGGCGUUCUUCCCCAAGCACCAGGAUCUACAGUUUGCAGGGCUCCUGAACCCCUUGGACAGCCCCCACCACAUGCGUCAGGACGAGGAAUCCGAGUUCCGAGAGGGCAUCGUGGUGGAUCGGCCCACCCGGCCAGGCCACGGCUCCUUUGUCAACUGUGGCAUGAAGAAGGAGGUGAAGAUUGACAAGAACCUGGAGCCUGGGCUUCGGGUGACCGUGCGACUGAACCAGCAGCAGCUCCCAGAAUGCAAGACCUACCGUGGCAAAGUGGUGUCAUCACAGGACCCUCGCACCAAAGCUGGUCUCUACUGGGGCUACACCGUCCGACUGGCUUCCUGCCUCAGUGCUGUGUUUGCUGAGGCCCCCUUCCAGGACGGGUAUGACCUGACCAUCGGGACGUCAGAGCGUGGCUCGGAUGUGGCCUCUGCCCACCUUCCCAGCUUCAGGCAUGCUCUUGUGGUGUUCGGGGGCCUCCAGGGGCUGGAAGCUGGAGUGGAUGCUGACCCCAACCUAGAGGUGGCUGAACCCAGUGUCCUCUUUGACCUGUACGUCAAUACCUGUCCUGGCCAGGGUAGCCGCACCAUCCGCACGGAGGAGGCCAUCCUCAUCUCCCUGGCCGCCCUGCAGCCUGGCCUCACCCAGGCCGGUGCCCAGCACCCCUGAAAGUUCUAAGGGGCCCAGGACAUCAGUGAAGCAGCAGUGAAACCAGGGGCUCUGCAGGUCACUUGGGAUGGACGCCGCCAGACUUGUCUCCAAAAAUCACCACCUUUAAUGCUCCCCGGCCUGCACACGCCCAGCCUUGCUGGGCUCCACCCUCACUUACUGCCCGCCGUGAUGGCCUUGAGGCUGCCUGCCCGCGCCAGGAUGUUUGGUACAAAGAGCAGCCCCGAGGCCCGCUCAAUGCUCUCGAUGGGCACCAGGAAGCGCUCCAGUGGGAUGGCCUCGUCCACAGGUGCGUUGGGCAUCACGUAGGAGCGGAGCUCAAUUUGCCCGCCUGCGGCCUCCAGGAUCAGCACCUUGAAGAAGUGUGUGGGCACUGCCACGUGGUUUUUGCCGAUGACCUGGUACUUCACAUAGGAUUUCCCAUCAGCCUCUGUCCUGUAGGCAGACCCAGGCACAAGUGGGCAGGAGGCCUGGAUGAACCCAAGGCCACCUCUUCAAGGAAACCUUCCCUGAUCUGUCCUUUAACUUCUGUCAGCCUGCAGGACGACUCCCUCACUGUGAGACUUCUGUAGCCCGCCUGGCUCCUCCUUGAGGCUGGAACUCUGUCCAGGGUGGAGGUUAACUCUCCCUCUGUUUUCCUUAUGCCCAACACUGGGUCAGGUAGAGUGGGCGACAAUAAAUGCCGCUAGAAGAAUUGA
Molecule: messenger RNA, 2130 nt
Organism: Macaca mulatta (Rhesus monkey)
Lineage: Eukaryota; Metazoa; Chordata; Mammalia; Primates; Cercopithecidae
Gene: SPOUT1
Product: SPOUT domain containing methyltransferase 1
Biological process (GO): maintenance of centrosome location; miRNA processing
Cellular component (GO): mitotic spindle; kinetochore; spindle pole centrosome
Molecular function (GO): miRNA binding
Source: RefSeq, a predicted model, not a curated record